Malaya genurostris is the source of this 5285-nucleotide messenger RNA. It is a transcript of the gene Slmap, whose product is annotated as sarcolemmal membrane-associated protein. Gene Ontology annotation, molecular function: protein binding. Lineage: Eukaryota; Metazoa; Arthropoda; Insecta; Diptera; Culicidae. Bases 845 to 3865 code for a protein of 1006 amino acids. The record is from RefSeq and is a predicted model, not a curated record. The transcript is spliced from 11 exons.
UGCAGCAAAAGAGUAGAAAAUCGUAGUUGAUUUUGAAGUCGAGAGUCGUGUCGUUUCGUAGUGCUCCGUUCAACUUUAUGUGCUACUCUUCUUUUUUUGUUUUCAAUGUAAUUAAAAUUUGUCAGAGAAAUGAAGUGAGGCUUUUAUUCGACCUAAAAAAGGAUAUUAAUCAUACAAAAAGAUUUGAUUUGCGUAACGAGUGUUGAAGUGAUUUUCUAAUUCUUUGGUAGGGGUUCCGAUAACUUGGUUUUCAUUUCGAAAGAAUUCAGUAAUAUUUUUGUUCUUCAUUCUCGCUGUGCAUUCGAUUGCAAAACCUGUCACCUGAAGUUAUCCUUAGCAAGAAAAAUUCAACAUAAUUUAUGUUUCUAUCGUAAUAAAAUUGCUGCUGUUGAACGGACGUUUUCUUAUUGCAACCCGGAAUAAUUUCAUUAUAGUAGACAAGUUUUUCAGUCAUAGUAGGUCGCAACAGAAAGGCGCACAGUCUCGACACAUUGGUUUCCUAGGCGAAGAGGAGUGGCUUCUUUGAAAAGCGAUAGAAAGUUUCGAAAAAGGACGAGUCGUUGGAAGAUGUCAUUUGUGUCGAAGGGAAGAUUGUUUUGAAUGACAGUGCAGUGUCCAAUCAUCGGCGUAUGAUAACUGGUAGAAUCAUCGGCGGUUACAGUGCCUACUUUGUUUGGAUACCCGAUCGAUACGGCAACGGCUAGCUGUCUGUGAUAAGCAUUAAAUGUAAGAACAGAAAGGACACUGGAUUUAAUCUCGAACGAAAAUAAUUAUUCUGGAAGAGGCUCAUCCUGUCGAAGAGACGAGUGGUCUCCGCCGAUCAUUCAAUUGAUCAGUCCAGGUCAUGGUGAUUAUAAAUAAUAGAGAUGAUUACUUAUCCUUCCUGAAAGCGCCAGGAGUAAGAAUGCAAACUCCUGUAGUAAGCAACAACAAUUCCACGACGACGACUCUGAUUCGUGACACGGUGAUCCAACAGCAACAACAACAACAGCAGCAGCAGAACUGCACACUAAAUAACAAUAACACGUUGCUGAACAGUAAUACCGCGAACCUAGGCAACAGCAACGGCAACGGUGUGAAUAUUUCGAACAUUAAUAACAACAACGGACUGCCAGGACUGGCGAAGGCGGUACUCAUCUGUCGGCAAAAUUCACACCCGUUUAAUAAUCGAACACUCUUACUUGAGCCACAUCAGGAGGUAAAGGUCGGUCGAUCAGUAGCUAGGAAUCGGGUGUCUGAGAAUAAUGCAAUUUUCGAUUGCAAAGUGUUAUCACGAAACCACGCCGUACUGUGGUACAGUGAUGGCAAGUUCUUCAUCAAGGACACCGGAAGCAGUAAUGGCACCUUCAUCAAUAAUGUCCGUCUCAGUCAAACAAGUACCGAAUCGGAACCGUAUGAGGUCAGCUCAGGAGACAUUGUGCAGUUUGGUGUCGACGUUAUGGAGAAUACGCGUCGUGAAACGCAUGGCUGUAUAGUAGCAACACUGAAACUGUUUCUUCCGGAUGGCCGGGAAACUAAGGCAAGCCAAUCGAUCGGCGUUGGUGGCCAGAGUACGAAAAUACCUCCGGUAGAUCUGUAUCGACUUAACCAAUACAUUCAGGAAGCGAAUCAGCGUGAGCAGAUUCUAGAAACGAAGCUGACCAGCCUGCAGAAAAUGGUUGAGGUGACAAAACAAAACUCCGCUCUCGGGUGGCAAGCAAUGAUCGACGAAGAUAGGCUACUCAGUCGAAUCGAUAUGCUGGAGAAAAAAUUGCAAUACUUCCAGAAAAGCAUAACUGACGAUAAACUGCGGGAGGAAGUGCUAAAGUUGCAGGACGAGAAAAAUCAGUAUCAAAGUUCGGCUAAGGAAGCGCUCUGGAAAGUGCAUCAGGAACGACUAGAUGCCACUCAUAAGCUGGCAACGAUUGAGAAGGCCUUGUGUAGCAGUGAGGACGAAUGUUCGCUUCUGCGGGAACAAUUGAACAAGACACAGCUGCAGUUGCAGGAAGUAACGGGCAGAUUGGAUGCAUUGCAGGGCCAGUACGAUGAGAAAGUUUCUUCUAGUGAGGAGAUGCUCAAAGCGAAAGAAUCGGAAGUAUCUAGUUUGAGUCACGAAAUUAACGUGUUGCAGGAGAAACUCAGCUUUUAUGCGUUUUACGCGUCUGAUGAGGAUGAUCAACAACCACAACAGGAGUACAAUAAUUCAGCUGUCUCUGAUUGGCUGCUAAAAUCUGAUAUUAAGAAACUCGAAGGAUCUGAUGAUAUUAUUAAGGCCAUUUGUAAUGAUGUUGAACCCGAGGCUCACAUCGAUGAGCAGGAAACUAGUCUAGAAGAUGGUGUAAUGCAACUACAAAAACGAAUUCUUACGCUAGAAAGAAAUCUCUCUAUCUUUAUGGAAAAGGAUAAUAAAACAGCGAGUGAAUAUAAUGAGUCAAACGACAAUGCGAGUGUUACAUCAUCAUCGACAACAGGUAUGACGACUAUCCAUUCUGGGGGUUUAACGAGCUCAAAUGAUAAUGGACCAGUGGUUUUACCAAUGGAAGCAAUGGUCAACAGCGGCGAGGAGUGCGACGGCAAUCAGAAUAUAAACAGCACUAGCAACAACGACGACAACAUACACGACUCACAGCAACUGCCACCGUCCGCAACCGAAACUAAUGCAAUCGUGACGAUGACCACCACAGCAUCGAUAAAGGAGCAACAGCAAUUGAAACGCCUCUCCGGAGGAAUGAAGAUAUCAGGCGAAUUGAAUCAAAAUGUACUUCGAAGAAAUCUCAAACACAUCAAAAGCGAAUGUGCAUUGCUAUUACGGCAAAUUUGUAAAUUCAAGGAAGAGGAUAGGAAAAAUGAAAAUAACAUAGUGGCCAAAGUUAAAUACGAUGAAAUGGAAAGCGAGCUUCGGACACUUAAGCAAGAACUGGCUUCUCGUCCACAGCAGGAAGAAUUGGCAAAGAAGCAACAGCACUGCGAGAGCCUUACGGAGGAUUUAGCUUUACUGCGGAUUGAAGCGGAAGAGCUUAGGGCUUUGAAUGAUCGUUGUCAUGGCGAAAUGGACCGUAUGGAGAAGGAACUGCUGAAACAGAAAAAUAAUGAAAAUGAAAAAAUGAGUGCAAUUCCUGCGCAUCAUAAGCAGGAUUUAACAACGGCAGCACCAGUUCUGAAAGAAGACGCCGUGGGGAAAAAUCAAAGAAUUCCACAGGAUGACGGGUCCAUGGAGGGAGGAGUCCACAAGAAAAUUGAAGUCGUUAAUAUUGGAACGCAAACCGAAAUAGAAGAGAAAAAGGCUGUUGUUGUUGACUUGAGCGAAAACGAUGCGUCGAUAAGCUCAUAUUUCGAUGAGUUGGAUGAUGAUUAUAAUGAGGAAGAAGACGACGAAAAAACCGAAACGAUAGAUACAACAGAGAUAUUUAUUGGUCAAAGACUGCUAACUGACACUCAGACUAGCAUAAACAGCAGCAGUUCAGGAAUGAAUUAUCUUGAAACCUGCAAUAGCCAGGAAAUCAACAAUUCUUACACUAGCAAUACAAGCUUAAAUUGCAAUGAAUCGACAAGUACGCUAUUCGAAGUUAAAAAAUCCCAUGGCAGUGUGACUGGUGAACCAAACGGAGCAUUAAUGGAUCGGGUGGGAGACUCAUUGUUGGAAAGUAGCAUUGAGCACGAGCUGGAACUCAUUAACCAUCCGGAUGUACAGCGAGAGGAAGAACUAAUUGCAUUCAAAGAGAAGUAUACUCAUCUCACCCAGGAGAAUAUUCGGCUGAACAAGCAGUUGCAAAAACUGAACGACGAUUUCAGCCAAUUCAAAAGCAAAUCGUUCAUGAAGCUUCUAAUGUACAUAGCACCCGUCAUUGUUAUCGUUGGUUAUAUAAUGUUUAAUUGUGAAUCGUAAAGGCACUGAGAUUUUGAGUUUAGUUCAGUUACAGAGAUUAGAGAAUUUUAUGAAAUAUUUAUUUGGAACCCAGCUAAAAGCAGACCAGCAUGAUUUGUUUCUGUUAGCUCAUUAUUCUUCCAUCUGGAAAAUGAUUAUAACUAUAGAAUAUUUUUUUCUCAUCUACUCUUUUUGGCGAUAGCUUUAAAUUAUUGGUUUUCCUCUCUUUCGUGUCUUUAGCUAAUAUGUAUUUAUUAUCAAUGAGAAUGAGGAACGUUACUAAUAGUAAUAUAACGAAAUCCAGCAUGAAUAGGGAUUCAACCAGACAAAAACACGAUAGAAGAAAUUAACGAAGAACAUUAUCUUUCCUUCAUCUCUGUAUAUGGGUAAUAUAUUAAUCAUACUAUAUCAAAACAACAAUCACUCUCUUUAUAUAUUAUUCAACAUAAUUUCCCGCCAAAAACAAACACAUUUUCAAUCAUAUCCUAUGCAUUAUAAUACCCUUCGUGAACUGGUCAAGAAAAUAUGUUGGAAAAGACUUUUAUACACAUUAUUUGGAUGUGCUCUCAAAUCUCGAAAUACAUAACAAAUUUACGUACACUGGAAGUACUUAUUUAACAGAACUUUCGAAUGAUGCAUCAUUUCAAUUAAAUUGAAGAAUUCCAGUAGAUCUUCAGAAAAUGAAAAUGCUUGAGAAUGUUUCUAUCGUAAAGAUGAAAAAAGUUUCUAUUGACAUGUAAAUUACCUAGUUAUGUAAAAACUUUUGCGCAUGGCCGAGUCGAGAAACACAUAUGGAACUAAUAAAAUGACAACAAGUUCAGCAAGCAUUACAAGAGUACAAAUACGAAUAAGCAGAGAAAAUGAGAUGUUUUUUUAAUUUUGUGACAGAACACUAAGUCACAACAAAAUUAAAAAAUACGUGCGACGCCUUUCUAAGGCACAAUUUCAGACCAUGACUUUCAAAAUAAGUUGAUAAUUUUGCUUUGACAGAUUGUUUGUUUUACCCGAUAACAACUGACCGAGGGUACUUUAAUCUAGAACAGAAAAGUAUACCAAGAAGUCCAAUUUAUAUUCUCUAAUAGCUCAAUUGAAUACUGUUUAUGGUAUAAAGAAAUGAAAGAUCGGGCAAUUAGUGAGUAUUGUCAUAGUACUUCGGCUCGUAUUGUUCUAUUCAAUGUACGAUUCUAUCAACGAAGUGUAUUUUGAAAGGUUCUCUGCUCUAAAAAAUACCCAUUUGCUAAUAGAAUAGCGACCGCAGUCAACUCUCGACAUGAGUGCUUUAAACAAGUAAAUAAGUCAUUCAUUCGCGUCACAGUCGAAAAAUUUAAACGAUGCUUGGAAUUCUGAAAUAAACCUUGUACAUUUAUAGGAACCGUAUAUUUCAUGAUGACCAGUAGUGUAACUAAAAGAGUCGCACCUGUGAAUAAAUAGAUAAAAUAAA